AUGGCGAACUGGCCCCGAGCAUCCCCAUUGGUCUACGUCGGCCUCGGCGUCCUCAUCGGAAUUUGUCUUUCCAUUUUGUCCAACCCAGCCAAUGUUGGUUUUUUUCGAAUUUCUAGGCCAGUAAAAGUUGAAAUCGAGUUCUUCGAUCAGAAUACCAGCAUUAAGAAGAAAAAUCGGAGGAAAAACGAGGAAUUCCGACCAAUUUUGGACUGUAUUUUGUCAUUUAAUUGAAGUUUUACUUAUUUUUUUAAUUUUUUUCCGAUUUAUCUUCAAAAUUAAAAAAAUAUCGUUUUACCAAUACAGAAAUAUGUGAGAAAAAAAUUAAGCUGAAAUAAAAAAAUCAAAUUUUUUUAAAAAGAAAAAAAUGAAUUUCAACGCUUGGAAAGUUAAUUUAAAAAAAGUCAUAUGAUAGUUCCAAAAAAAUUGAAAAAAACCUUCCUGAAAUAUUGAAAAAUUUUUUUGUCAAGAAAAAAAUACAGAAAAAAACUGUCCGUGGAGCGCAGAAGCUUCAAAGCUCUUAUUUUUUUACAGUUUUCCUUGACAAUUUACAACUUUCUCCGACACAUUACAGUUUCUACUUUGUAAUUAAUAUUUUUUCGAGAGUAAUUUUUUUGAUAAAGCUAUGGUUAGUCAUCGAAAUAUUCAUUUCGAAAGCUAUAAUCUGUUCAGAUUUUGAAUGUCAAGUCGGCGCUUAAGUUCCGCCCCUAAUGGCGCGACAAACCAAUCAGAGAGCGAGCCAUCCACAGAGCAUUUUUCCAUGACGUCAUUGCACUUGACAUUCAAAAUCUGAACAGACUAUAGAUCAUUUUUUUUUUCAUGCGAUCACGUUUUAAAGCACAACAGAAAAAAAUUUACCGUAAACGCUCUUUUUUUUGUUUUUUUUCUAUAGAAUUCUAUAAAUGGGCAAAAAAGACUGCAGAAAACAAAGGUCUCGAAGCGAAAUUUGGUAUGGGGUCUUUUUUGAUGAAAAAGGGACAAUUUCACGUUGAAUGCGCUUAAUAAAAUUAAAUUGAAGCUCCUUUUCAUUUUAAAAAAAUUUAAAAAAUUUUGAUUUCACUUAGAUUUUUAGAAAAUAUUUAAGCAAAAUUCUUCAAUUUUUUUCAUCUUUCUGUAAUAAUUUUGUUCAGAAGUUCGUUUGAGUUUGCAAUUUUUUUAAAAUAGGUUCAAUGAAAACGGUUCUUAAACUUUUACUCGUUAUAUACAUUUUUUUCCAGACACGAUUCGAUGACGUGACGAGGUAUUCGAGACCGGACCGGCUCAAGGCGCCGGGCGAAGAUGAACAUCGACACGGUCAUGGCAACGACCCCCACGAGGAGGAAGACGUUGAUGAUCAUCAUGCCGACUUCGCCCCCGUCCAGUUCCACACCAACGACACUCAUCAUUCUCACGAGGGUCAGCAUUAUGAUGAUCUUAUAUUUUAUAGAUUUGCAAUUUUCAUAAAUUAGAGUCACGGUGUUCCCAAACGGGGUGGGGAGACGUCAAAGAAAAAAAAUUGGCGCGAAGUUUGAAAUCUCGAGUACACAGCCGAAGGCGAUCGAACAAACAAGUAAUUACGUUUGAUACUCAGUGCAUUUUAUCCGUAGCGCACACUUACUUUUUUUUGUAAAUUCAGAAAGUUUGACGCCUCGUUCACCUUCCCUCACCCCAUUAGGAGUGCCGUGUAAAGAAAAAUGAUUUUGAUCAACAGUUGAGAAAUUAAACUUUGCAAAAAUAAACUAGGAAACUGUAAAUUUGAAAAAAACAUUGAAAAAAAUAAACUUCACGAGGAUCAAAUAUAUGUUGAAGUAUAGCGAAUAAACUCAAAAUUUUGAUAAAUUAAAGUAUUAAAAAGUGUUUUUUUUUACAGAAACGGAAUUACUUUGUUGCAAAAAUAAGCUAUCAAAAGUUAUAUUUCGAAGUUCAUUUUUAAAAAAAAUAUAACUUUCACGAGGCUCAGAAUUGUAAUAUAGUAUCUCUGAGAAAAAAAUUUUUCAUCAAAAAUUUUUUUAAAGGUUAUUUGAAAAAGCGGAUCAAAUUUUACAGUUAUAAUCAAGAUUAACAAUAUCAAAACAGUAGAAAAAAAUUGAAAAUAAAAAAAAUAAGGAAAAAAGAAAUAAAUUGAUUUCAAUGCAAUUUUUUUCUGAAGAAAAAUAUCUGGUUUGGCUAUUUUUCUUUUUCAAAUUCUACUUUUUUUGAAUCAAAUUGUUUCAAUUUUUUUAAAUAUUUUUUUAACUUGAUACAAGGUAUUUUUAAGUCACACAGUUUUUUUUCCUCUACCCAAAAAAUUAAUUUCAUACGCGUUUUUUCGAAGAAAUCUUGAUCUUACCAAAGAAAUUGAACGACUGCAGGUGAAAGCAUCGUGGCCGACGAAAUCGCCAAGAAGGUCCGGGUUUUCUGUUGGAUUCUGACAGGCAAACAGAACCACGACAAGAGAGCCAAGCAUGUCAAGGCGACCUGGGCCAAGCGCUGCAAUAAGUAACCUUUUUAAUUUCAGUUCAACUUUUCAGGUUUCAAAAAUUAAACUUUAGAUUAUUUAUCUGCUUUUUUUUAUUUUUAAACGUUCACUGUAUUCUAACUUUUUUUCGUUUUCAGAAGCUUUUCCUCGGGUUUCCAAGUCUUUCAUUUUUGCUGAUCAGAAAUUUUUUUCUUCCUGGUCAGAGCUUAACAAUUGGACUUUCCCUUGAUUAUUUUCAUUUUCAAAAAUAGUAUAAUCUCUGGAAAUUCGUUAUAAGCUAAUAAUCUAGAAAUAAAAUAGCGAUAUUUGCCCUUGUAAAUCCAUUUUUUGAGUCAAAUUUUGAUUUACUUGUGAAAAAAAGUAUAUUUUUUUAAUAAGAAAAAAAUGAAACAUUCUAGAAAAAUCCCAUUAUAAUCGAAAAAUUUUAAAGUUUCUGUAGUUUUAUUGUAAAAAGAGAUUCGAUUUUCAUUUGCUAAAUCCUUAUUUUGGAUCUAAUAAUUUGUUCGUAGUUCUGAAAAAUUGACCAUUAGUUGGUAAAAAGUACGAAAUUUCGCUUUUUGAGAACAAAAAAAUGUGUUUGUUUGAACUUUUGAUGAAGAAAACUCUUAAUUUUUCUUAUCAAUUUGAUGAAAAAAAUAAUUUGAAAUGUAUUAUUUAAGUACGAAAUUCAGGUACGUGUUCAUGUCGUCAGAAGCGGAUCCAGAACUGCCAUCGAUAAAUUUGAAUAUUUCCGAGGGCCGAGAUUUCCUUUGGGCCAAGACAAAAGGGGCUUUCCAGUACCUCUACGACCAUCAUUUGGUUCGGUUUUUUUGUAGGAAUCCCAGAAAAUAUGUGUUAAAAAUGAGGAAAAACAGUUAACUCUCUUAAAAAGGGAUGAAUUUUUGUUGUAUUCGGUGGGUCAUUUUAUAAAUUAAUAUUCAAAUAGAUAUAUUUCAACGUUUUUUUUAUAGAAUCUGCAACUGAUCACAAGUUCAAUGCAAUAGAAAUAAAUUGUAUCACUUUUUAAGUUUUGAAACUGAAACCGUAACGUAAGUUAAACUAUCUUUUUUACAGAACGACUACGAUUGGUUCUUGAAAGCUGACGAUGAUACCUAUGUCGUUAUGGAGAAUUUGAGGUUUUUCAAUCUGUUAAUAAAAGGCUUAUAAAACAGGACCAUUUAGAGGAAAAUAUAAAACUUUGAAACUUUUUAAAAUUCUUAUCAAGUGUUUUUAGUGGUUUUUGGCGCUUCCAGCAGGUUCCAAAAAAAAAAUCAUGAUAAUGAAAAUUUAUCAUUUACUGAGUUGCAAUGAGAACGAUAAUUUUUGAGAAAAAAAUGAUGCAAAAAUUAAAAAAAAAUGUUGUAGAAUUUUCCUCAUCAUUUUCUAACAAAAAAAAGUUUCGAAAGGUUUUUUUUUCAGUUUAUACUGAAUUCUUGAUAAAUUUGGGUCCCUAUCCUCAUUUUCAUUUCUUUUUGCGUGUUUGAACAGUCCAAAAAAGCCGUUUUUGCUCAUUUUUUGAAUGGAAUGCCGUGUUCAAAGUAAUUUCCGCGAAAUGCGAAAUUGUCUCUGACCCUCCAAAAUUUAGUUAUCUUUCUCUUUCUCUGACGGCUAUUUUGAAUUUCGCGGAAUCACUUUGAACACGGCAGAAAGUAAAUUGAAAAAAAAACCGUAAUAAACCUUUUUCUCCCGUUUCAAAUUUAGUAUUUAGUAUCUAAUUGAAAAAAAAGUUCAAUUGGGUGUCCAUUUGGAAGUAGUAUGACUCUUGAAGCUGUCUUUUUACUGGUUGUUAUUUAAAAAUUUCUCAUUUUAUCUGACCUAAAAAAAUAAUUAAUUUCAAGAUUUUCCCAAGAUUCUUCACGAUUUUGUGUGUUGAAAAAUUCUUCUCAUUUGUUUUUCGAGUUUGAAACGGAUCCUCCAAUCUUAUUCGAAGAUCGAAAUAGGAAAAAUAGUUUUUUUCUAGCUUUUGAAAAACAUAUUUUUUGGCAUUUUUUAGUAUUUUAGUUUAUCAAGUAGUUUUUCAUACUUCAUUUAUUUUUUUAUGUAUCUAUUAAAUUUACCUCAAGACCUUUUUUUGUACUAUAUUCAAUUAUUUUUUUCUUUUUUUUUUGUUUUCCUUGUCUUUUUCGAAAAGUGCUUUCAGAAUUGAAUUUGGAAACAGUUUUUUUUUUCCAAUUUUUUGUUUUAUAUAUGUUUUUGAAAAAAAAUAGGACUUUUCGAGGCUUUUGAUAGAUUUACAUGCCGAAUUUUGUUUUUUCUUUUUCAAGAUUCAUUAAUGUUUUUCCAAGACCUUCUUUGUAUUUUUUUUUUCAGAUUCAUGCUCCUGGCCCAUUCUCCAGAAGAACCGAUCCAUUUCGGAUGCAAAUUCAAGCCAUUUACAAAGGGUGGAUAUCACAGCGGCGGCGCCGGAUACGUGUUGAGCCGCAUGGCUUUGAAAAAGUACAUUUCUGUUUCAAUCAGUAGAAUAGCUGAAAUAUCCUCAGAUUUAUCACGGAAGCCCUUCCGAACAAGACGAUCUGCUCUCCGAACCAUGGCGGAGCCGAAGACGCGGAAAUGGGAAAGUGUCUGGAGAGAGUCGGUGUGAAAGCAGGAGACUCCAGAGACAGCGAGGGACAACAUAGGUAACCUGUUUCGAGAGAGAUUUAUGAGCAGAUAAUCUUCAUUUUUAACGUUCUAUGUUUUUCAGCGAGACAGUGUAUGAAAUGAAGAGGUUUAUUUACAGUAUUCUCAAUUUUCUUAAAGAGAGCCAAUUUUCACGUAUAAGAAAGUAGUGAGCGAAAGCGAGAGAUUGAAUCGCUUGAAGAGACGCCAGAGAAGGAGAGUAUCUUGAUUUCUCUGACGUCUCUUUAAGCUGCUAUUGAUCUCUUCUUUAAUAUUUUUAAACCUACAGUACUCCCAAGUUUUAUCAAGUUACUGUAACCAUCUUUUUUAGGCUAUCGGAAUCAAAAAAGAGAUCAGAAACGGUCCAAAAAGGCGAAAAAAGUAUUUGAAAAUGGUUGAAAUGUGAAUUUUUAUACCUACAGUACUCUACAAUUUUUAAAAGGCUUUGUAAAAAUUGUUCAAGGUAACAAAAAAAAAGAGUUAAAAGAAGCGAAAAUGAGAGAUCAAUGGGAGCUGAAGAGACGCCAGAGAGCGAGACUUUCUUGAUCUGUCUGGCGUCUCUCUAAGCGAGUGUUGAUCCCUCUUUUAAGAUUUUUACACCCACGGUAAUCCCAAGUUUUAUCAAGUUACUGUAACCGUCUUUUUUACGCUAUCGACAUCCGAAAAGAGAGAUCAAAAACGGCCCAAAAAGGCUUUUUUAAAGAGGUUAUUUUAAAUAAUUAGUGAUAAAUUGUGUGUAGCUUUUUAUCCCUACAGUAAUCUAAAACUUUCGGAAGGCUCUGUAAAGUUUUCGAAAUUCCCUUUUUAAUGUUCUCAUGAAAUAAGGACGAAAAAACGAAUAGAAAUGAGAAAAAGUGAGAGAUCAGUGGGAACUGAAGAGACACCAGACAGCGAGAGUUUCUUGUUUUCUCUGCCGUCUCUUUAGGCUACCGUCGAUCUCUUCACUUGUUUUCUUUAGACAUUGGUAUUUCAGUUUCAAAAUAUUUAUGUCAUCCGGAAAAAUUCGAAAAUAAUUAAAUAAUGAUAAUUUCCAGAUUCAUGCCCUUCGUGCCUGAGCAUCAUUUAUCGCCAGGACAUGUCGAUCCGAAGUUCUGGUUCUGGCAAUACACCUAUUAUCCUUUCGACCAGGGACCUACCUGCUGUUCAGGUACCGUUUGGAAACCGAGUCCCUGAAAAUCAAGCUACAAAAAUGGGUAGGGGCAACUUAAAAGGGCCCUUGGAGGGUCCUUUAGGGACCACUUUAUCAAGCCCUAUAGGGGCCAAUUGAGCUUGUGAAAGUGGUGUGUAGGGGUUUCAGUUAGUGGCCCCAUGUAGGGAACGUGCUAGUCGAUAAUUGUUCUGAAAGCAUUUCCAUGGGAAAACUGAACAGAUAAGCGUUUUUAAUGAAAAUUGAAAAACCACUAUAGGGUACACUUGAACUUUAGGGGCUAAGGGGUCAGAUCCUAAACCUCUAUAGGGACCACCUCAAUUUUACCCCUAUAGGGACCACUUUUUCAGCCCGUAUAGGGGCUGUUUUACACUAUGACCCUUAUAGGGACCACUCUGGAGUUUCCUGAUACCUCUAGGGGAUAUGCUAGUCGAUAAUUGUUAAGAACUCUCAGCGAAGAAGCAUUUCCAUGGGAAAACUGAACAAAUGAGGGUUUUUAAAUGAAGUUGAAAGACCCCUAUAGGGUACACUUGAACUUCAGGGGCUAAAUGGUCCCUGAACCCCUACAGGAGUUUCCCCUACAGGAACCACUUUUUCGAGCCUUAUAGGGGCUGCUUUCCGUUCUAACCCCUAUAAGGACCACUCUGGAAUUGCUAAAAUUGUUUUCAUCUUGCCCAAAAGACAUGUUUUCAUGUUUAUCUACUUUUUUUUCUGAAAAAUGCUCUCUUCCGCCUAUUUUCAUCCUAUAGUUCCCACUUUUCAAUCCGUACUUUUUCAGACUACGCCGUCUCUUUCCACUACGUGAGCGCGAACCUGAUGUACGUCCUGGAAUACCUGAUCUACCACCUGAAACCUUUCGGAAUCGACCGAGUUCUGAGGGUCGAUCGCGACGAGACCAUCCUACAUGCGGCUUAUGAAGCCGCCAGGAAUGCUCAGGGCAAAGAUGACGCAUUCAAGUGAGUUCUUAAGGGAAAGUAGUCAUAAGAAGUUGUAUUCGAAAAAAAAGUCGUUGUAAAGAUACAUAGUGUCUUCCUCCAAGCUUGGAAGUUCCAAAAUGAACCUCUCACUACGAAAAUUACCGUAACCCUUGGAAAAUUUCAGUUUUUCAAAGAAUUUUCGCUAGUUUUUGUUUAUUAGUUGUUGGGCUCGAAAAGGCUUCUUUAAAAUUGGAUACUAUCUUUUUCGAAGCUUAGAAGUACAAAAAUAAGUCUUUCACAACGAAAACUACCGUAAUCCUUGUAAAAAUCCGAGUUUUAAAGAAGAGUACUACUAAUUUUCAUAUAUAUUUAUCAGGUUUAGAGAGGCUCUUUUACGGUUUCAAUUGAACUUCUCAAACCUAAGAAGUACAAAAAUAGGCCUCUCACCACGAAAAUUACCGUAACCCUUGUAAAAAGUUCAAAUUCCCAGGGGAAACCUCAGUAUUUGAUUAUUAAUUUUUUUUUUUGGCCUUGAAAAAAUUGUUUCAAUUCAGAUUAACAUUCUUCAGGUUUAAGAGUAUUUGAAUAAGACUCUCACAACGAAAUUUACAGUAACCCUUGUAAAAAUCCAAUUUUUCAGAGACAACCCCACGCAGAUACCGGCGCGGUAG
Molecule: messenger RNA, 7746 nt
Organism: Caenorhabditis auriculariae
Lineage: Eukaryota; Metazoa; Nematoda; Chromadorea; Rhabditida; Rhabditidae
Source: the annotation of a GenBank genome assembly